ACCCUUCGUUGCUCUUCCCAAUCCACUCGGUGUGCCUACCUCGACCACGACAACUUCUCAUGUUAUUCUAGUCGACCUCCAACCAGCACCUCGCAGCUUCGCUUCUCGACCUCGUCUCUGACACUUUUUUUACUCGCCUACAUUCGCCUACGCGCUCUCCGUUACUUUAUCUAGCCUCAUUCAGCAGCCCCAAUCAACCUUUCACUGCCGGUCUUCUCUUCGUACCGACCUAAAACACCGCAAUCAUGGCUCUCGUCAACGUCCGUCGCGAUGUCAGCGAUGCCUUCUAUCGCUACAAGAUGGAACGCCUCCAGACCAAGAUCGAAGGCAAAGGCAACGGCAUCAAGACAGUCGUCGUCAACCUGAGCAGCGUUGCUCAGUCCCUCGCCCGUCCCGGCGCCUACCUCAUCAAGUACUUCGGCUUUGAACUUGGUGCCCAGACCAACAUUGAUCCGGCCGACGACCGUUGGAUCAUCAACGGCGCCCACGAUGCCAGCAAGCUGCAGGACCAUCUCGACGGCUUCAUCAACAAGUUCGUUCUCUGCAAGAAGUGCAAGAACCCCGAGACCGACGUCAAUAUCAACAAUGAACGCAUCCUUCUUGACUGCAAGGCAUGCGGCCAACGUUCCGAGGUCGAUCUUCGCCUCAAGUUGAGUGGCUUCAUUCUGAAGAACCAGCAGAAGAAAGGCAAGAAGGACAAGGCGGAGCGCAAGGCCGCCCGCCGUGCCAAGCAGCAGCAGACUGCCAAUGGAGGAGGCAAGGAGAACGGCAGCAAUGGCGCCAAUGGCAACGGCAGUGGUAGCGGUGGCGAUGGCUCUGACGCCGGCUCCAAUGAGAACGACGACAAUGCAGGCGGCAGCGACGACGAGUUCGAGAAAUUGAAGAAUGAUGCUCCCGAGCUCAACGGCGUGGUCAAAGUCAAUGAGCACGAAUGGGCCGUUGAUAUGAGCGAGGAAGCAGUCAAGGCCCGUCAGGCUUCGCUUCCGGGCGAGUUUAAGCAGAAAUUGCAUCUGGGAGACGACGAAGACGAAGAUGGAGACGGUGGACCCACCGUCUACGACGAGCUCGGCGCCUGGAUUCAAGAUCAGGCUCAGGAGAAGGGUGGCAUUGACAAGGUCGACUCUAUAGAUAUCUUUGUCAAGGCCAAGGAACUCGGCAUUGAGGGAAAGCACCGUUCUGUUGUCGUGCUUGUCUUGACGCUCUUCGAUGACAACAUCUGCGCUCAGAUUCCCAAGCGAGCUCCCAUGUUGAAGCAGUUCGUCACCUCCGAGCGUCAUGAGAAGGCCCUCCUUGGCGGUACCGAACGCCUCUUCGGCAGCCUUGCCACGCAGAACCCGAACGUCUAUGAAAAGAUCGUCAAGGUUCUCCAGCUGUACUACACGUGCGACUUGCUCAGCGAGGAAGUUGCCACCAAAUGGGGCACCAGGGCUAGCAAGAAGUACGUCGACCUUGCCACCUCCAAGAAGGUCCGCAAGGCUGCCGAGCCCUUCCUGACUUGGCUGGCCGAGGCCUCGGAGGAGGAGGAAUCGGACGACGAGUAGGCACUUUGAACCGCCAUUACCUUACGUUUCUUGGGUCUUCUUUUGCCUCUUGGGGGCACGAUUCGCUCUGUCUUGGUUGUUCUACGCUUCUUCUCCCUCGGUCUGGUUCGGCAACCCACGUACCACCGGGGUCGGUGUAUUUCGUUAGUUGUAUGUUUGGCAUCUGCAAGAUUCCUCUCAGCUCCGUCACUCCCUUCCCGCUAGUGCCGGUUGGUUCGCACCAACUGCUGCCGAGGAAAGGGAAACAUUCAAGUCGAGAAAAAGCAAGAAAAAAUUUUAACGUUUCGGGCUUAAGGGAGAUUCGUCAUGCCUUGCAAAAUCAAGGGGUUAUGGUAGCUUUUAUUUUCUAGAUUGACAAUAACAUAAUUGCUACCAUC
Molecule: messenger RNA, 1918 nt
Organism: Sodiomyces alkalinus F11
Lineage: Eukaryota; Fungi; Ascomycota; Sordariomycetes; Glomerellales; Plectosphaerellaceae
Exons: 2
Coding region: 246-1541 (431 amino acids)
Biological process (GO): formation of translation preinitiation complex; translational initiation; formation of cytoplasmic translation initiation complex
Cellular component (GO): cytosol
Molecular function (GO): GDP-dissociation inhibitor activity; translation initiation factor activity; eukaryotic initiation factor eIF2 binding
Source: RefSeq, a predicted model, not a curated record